GCAAUGUUAAUCAUAUGUUUUUGUUAUUGACAUUGUAGUAUUAGAAAUUUGGCUAAAUUUUAAUGGGUAGUCUUGGUAAGAUGCGAAGGAGCAGGGCAAUGAAAGGAGACAGCUUUCAAGAAUGGAAAGCCAGGAAAGACUUGGAGGCACAGCAGUCCAGGAUGACAGCACUCAUCGAGCAAAAGGAAAAGAUGAGGAAGCAAGAGCUGUCGGAAAGGGAGAGAAUAAGAAAAAACGAGAUGCUAGCCGUGGAAAGGAUGAAAAGGAAAGAAAUGCUCGAAAAGGAACACUCGAGGAAGAGGGAAUUUCACAUGGAGGGAAAAUCAAGGACCAACGAUACGGCCAACACUUGGCCAUCGGUCAAACAGGAAAUACCAGAUCGUAGCAGUUCUAUUUGUAAUGACUGGCCAAAUCUGACGACAAAGGAAAUAAUCGCGGACCAGACAAAGCUAAGCCAGACAAACGUCAGCAUUGACAACUGCAAGAAAAGCGGCUCCUUGACGUUUAGCCAGUGGCUUCACAAAAAAGAACAGGCCCGGAUGGCUGAAAUUCGAGAGAAAGAAGCUAGGAAACAGGAACAAGAGGCCAGAGAAUGGGAGCAACAGGAACAAUCGAGAAGGGCCGUACGCGAAUGGAUGGAAAAGACUAAAUACCGCACCCUGGAUAGACAUUAUCGAAAGCACAACGCUCAAGAGGCACACAAAAGAAUGAGCAGGACUUGAAAAUAAAUAAACGAAGUUCUGGCUUACGUUUUCUAAUACUGCCGUUGCUGUAACUGUUGGACAGUCGAGUAAUUAAUCUACGUAAUAAAGGAACUGUAUGACAAA
Messenger RNA from Cimex lectularius (bed bug), 827 nucleotides. Its product is annotated as golgin subfamily A member 6-like protein 22. The record is from RefSeq and is a predicted model, not a curated record. NCBI's taxonomy places the organism in Eukaryota, Metazoa, Arthropoda, Insecta, Hemiptera, Cimicidae. Bases 63 to 722 code for a protein of 219 amino acids. The transcript has 5 exons.